UGUGGAUUUUUUUUUUCCACUUCUCCCUUGUCAAUUUGAGCGGCAGCGGCUACUACGGAAGGGCCAGUAAGCAAUUGUUAAUGGAGUCGGUGUCGAGUUUGUUAUCAGCACCACCUCCUUCUGCUUCUGCUUCUCUCAGGUUCUAUUCUCCUAAGCUCUGUACAGUUGCGUUCUCUGCAUCAUUUGCUUCUGUCUCGUCCCCACAGAGAAAACCACCCAAACCGCGAAAACGCUCUGCCGAAAUUAUCAAAACCGAGUCUCCAACAACAACAACCACCAGUUCAGAUGCAGCCGCCACCUCCUCCUCCACCUCCAUUCCUCCCAAGAAGGUUCUUGUUCCAAUUGGGUUUGGCACAGAAGAAAUGGAAGCUGUUAUUAUGGUUGAUGUUCUGCGGCGUUCAGGUGCACAAGUGACUGUGGCAUCAGUGGAGCCACAGCUUGAGGUUGAAGCUUCAGGUGGCACUAGACUUGUUGCUGAUACCUUUAUCUCCACCUGCUCUGAUCAGGUUUUCGAUCUUGUGGCAUUGCCGGGUGGAAUGCCUGGCUCAGUGCGAUUAAGAGAAUGUGAAAUCCUCAAACAAAUUACUAGCAGACAGGCUGAGGAGAAGAGACUAUAUGGAGCAAUAUGUGCUGCUCCAGCUGUCACGCUUCUGCCAUGGGGCCUCUCAAGAAAAAAGCAGAUAACAUGUCACCCUGCAUUCAUGGACAAACUCCCAACUUUCUGGGCUGUGAAAUCAAAUAUUCAAGUUUCAGGGGAGCUCACAACAAGCCGUGGACCUGGAACUUCUUUUGAAUUUGCUUUAUCUUUAGUAGAGCAGCUUUUUGGCGAGAGUGUUGCCAGCAAGAUUGGAGAAUCGCUAAUGUUGCACAGAGCUGAUAAUAGAAAGAAAGAGUUCAACAGUGUUGAAUGGUCUGUUAAUCACACCCCUCAAGUUCUCAUUCCUGUUGCGAAUGGUUCAGAGGAGUCGGAAGUAGUAACUAUUGCAGAUAUUUUGCGCCGUGCAAAGGUGGAAGUUACAGUUGUUUCAGUUGAAAGAUCUUUACCUAUCUUGGCAUCUCAAGGCACAAGAAUUAUUGCUGACAAAUUAAUUGGUGAUGCUGCGGGCUCAAUAUAUGAUAUAAUUAUUCUUCCGGGAGGAGUUGCAGGGGCCGAAAGACUGCAGAAAUCCAGGAUUCUAAAAAAACUGCUUAGAGAACAGAAUACUGCUGGAAGAAUCUAUGGAGCAGUGUGCUCUUCGCCAGUGGUGUUGGAUAAACAGGGUUUGCUGAAGGAUAAACGAGCCACUGCUCAUCCUUCUGUCGUAAGCAAACUAACCAAUGAAGUUAUAAAUGAUGCCAGAGUAGUCAUCGACGGAAAACUAAUCACGGGCCGAGGAUUUGGUACCGUCACUGAUUUUGCGAUGGCCAUUGUAACCAAGCUUUUUGGUCUGGCAAGGGCAAGGAGUGUUGCUGAAGGCCUUGUUUUCGAGUUACCCAGAAGUUAAGAAGUCUAAUAUAGAGUCCCUGUGGAUGAAAGCAAUCUUAAACGACGAAGACAAGAUUCUCCCGUCCGACUUGCAUCAGUCAGUAAACUGGAAAUUUUCCUAUGAAGAGGUCUGAGGAAUAGAAAAGCUUCCUAUCUCCUAUGGGAACAAUGCCAAAUGUGCUCCGCUUCAAGAGCCAAUAAAGUUCAUGCCAUUGCUGAUUGUCAUAUUGCAUUUCCCUCCUUUUGAAGUUAAGAUAAGAGGAUGGCAUUGGCUCUGUGAAAGGUCCGAGAUUAAUGUUGUAUUUCUGUGGACAUUUUCAUUGGGAGAAAAUUGUAUGAUCUUGAACAUAAAGAUGCCUUCCAACUAUAGGGAGGAGUACUCAUUUAAUUUGCAAAAAUGAUGAAUGAUUUUCAUUUCCCUAUU
Messenger RNA from Tripterygium wilfordii, 1889 nucleotides. RefSeq names its product protein DJ-1 homolog C. Gene Ontology annotation, cellular component: cytosol; nucleus. The coding region runs from base 81 to 1484 and encodes 467 amino acids. The transcript is spliced from 8 exons. Gene Ontology annotation, molecular function: protein deglycase activity. NCBI's taxonomy places the organism in Eukaryota, Viridiplantae, Streptophyta, Magnoliopsida, Celastrales, Celastraceae. Gene Ontology annotation, biological process: guanine deglycation, glyoxal removal; protein deglycation, glyoxal removal. The record is from RefSeq and is a predicted model, not a curated record.